Molecule: messenger RNA, 956 nt
Organism: Sinocyclocheilus anshuiensis
Lineage: Eukaryota; Metazoa; Chordata; Actinopteri; Cypriniformes; Cyprinidae
Product: G-protein-signaling modulator 1-like
Exons: 2
Biological process (GO): establishment of mitotic spindle orientation
Cellular component (GO): cell cortex
Molecular function (GO): GDP-dissociation inhibitor activity; G-protein alpha-subunit binding
Source: RefSeq, a predicted model, not a curated record
UUUGACCUGAUAGCCAGUUCCCAGAGCCGCAGACUGGACGACCAGAGAGCCAGUAUAGGGGACCGUCUGGGCAUCAGGAUAGCACAGAACAAUGUGGGACACUUGUGUGAGGCAUGUAGUCCACAGGAACCUAGUGACGAGUUUUUCAACAUGCUCAUAAAGUAUCAGUCCUCCAGAAUCAAUGAUCAGAGGUGCUCUUUGCCACCAGCACCAGACCCAGAUGAAGACUUAUUCAGCCUUAUCCAGAGGGUGCAAUCCAAACGCAUGGAUGAACAACGGGUUUCUUUUCCUUCUGAUGAAAAUGAUGAAACAGACUUAAAUUAUAAGUCCAAAACCUCUGAGGGCUCAAGCUAGAGACUGUGGCACUUCUGAUACGACUUCUACAAAGUCUUCUGCAAACUCUAACUCUCUGGCAGCACAUUUUAAGAGAUCUUCCAAGGCUGGGGUUAGGGGGCAGUAAUAUAGGUUUAUUUUAAUUAGUAGGAUUAUAUCAUGUUCAAUUGUUUCAUAUUUUUACAGUCACCCUGAGUUACCCUGAGGUGAAUCCAAACCCAGCAGAUGUGAUUCUGAGGAAAUGGAAACACUCACAUGUUUGUAUGUUCCAACAAUUGUUCUUUCACAAAAGUGUUUGUGCAGAUUUCAAGCAAAGCAACACCAUAGAAAACGAUUAACAUGAUGCUUUCCAAGGAUAAUAUUACUAACUACUGUCACACAACACAAUAUAGAUCGGUGUGACAAACAAUGGCAGCACAUAAUCUCCAAACAGGUGCGUGUUCAUUUAACUCAAGUGGAAAGUGUGUUUCAGCACACACUGAAUAUGAAUUAACUGAUGCCUAGCAGAUGGGAGCAAUUGUAUUUGGCAUGACAGUGAAGUUGUAUGGCUCAUGGAUCAGUUCAUGUGGUUGUCUAAUUCUGCUCAUAAGUAAUAUAAGUAAUACUAAUAGUAACAGACUUCU